AAUGUCUCACCAGGGAAGAUGCAGUGCAACUCAAUCCAAUGUUCUUCUCCUCUUUCUCUUCCUCACCAUUGUGUCUGCUCAAACAACCACCUUCACAGUUGGUGACAAAUCUGGGUGGAGUUUCAACGUCGAAAACUGGACAGAUGGAAAGAAGUUCAAAGCCGGCGAUGAACUUGUUUUCAACUAUGAUCGAUCCCUCCACAAUGUGGCAGUUGUUGAUGCCAAUGAAUAUAGUAGUUGUAGUGCUUCUUCAAGCUCUAAGGCAUUCACCACUGGCAAAGAUCGCGUCAAAUUAUCGAAGGGACUCAACUACUUUAUCUGCACCGUCCCUGGCCACUGCGAUGGUGGUGUGAAGAUUUCGGUUAAUGCUUCCUAAACAGUUGGGAAAAAUUGAAGGGGAGGGUGGGUUGUCGAGUGGUAUCUCUAUGUAAU
Malus domestica (apple) is the source of this 432-nucleotide messenger RNA. The record is from RefSeq and is a predicted model, not a curated record. NCBI's taxonomy places the organism in Eukaryota, Viridiplantae, Streptophyta, Magnoliopsida, Rosales, Rosaceae.